Agrilus planipennis (emerald ash borer) is the source of this 3739-nucleotide messenger RNA. RefSeq names its product pituitary homeobox homolog Ptx1 (gene Ptx1). Lineage: Eukaryota; Metazoa; Arthropoda; Insecta; Coleoptera; Buprestidae. The transcript has 5 exons. Bases 875 to 2110 code for a protein of 411 amino acids. Gene Ontology annotation, biological process: regulation of transcription by RNA polymerase II; anatomical structure morphogenesis. Gene Ontology annotation, molecular function: DNA-binding transcription factor activity, RNA polymerase II-specific; RNA polymerase II cis-regulatory region sequence-specific DNA binding. Gene Ontology annotation, cellular component: nucleus. The record is from RefSeq and is a predicted model, not a curated record.
AUGAUCGGAUCAUAGAUAUCGAGGACCUACUACCCAAUUCAGGAUGAAGCAUCCCUGGAUCCAUGGAGUAUUGUUCAGUAGAAUCUAGACUGAAAUUUUGGAUUCCUGUAAUAACUGGGUAAAUGUUACCUUCCAAGCGAACGAUCGAGGGUGAUUCUUUUCAAAAAGUAUCGGAAUCCGUUGCGCUUGGAUGUGCGAGAUAUUUUGGAGGGUUAUCGUGGCAACAGGGCUCUCGAAAAGCGCGUUCCCUAGAAAGGGACGGACAUAACAAAGCGCAGCCAACUAGAUGUGGGAGUUCCGCGAGAAGGACCCGAACUGCUGAUGAUAUAUAGAGUAGGCGACUUAUGGUUAAACCGCGUUGGAAAGUGGGCCAGAUUAGAGGGACUUUGUAGCAUCAAGAACUAUCCCGGAUCCCGUGUGCACGGUCGCUAAGCGCUUAAGACUUUUUAAUACUUUCAUCGGAUUUUCGUAAAACCGGCGACUAUUUGCGGACAGUGAUUCGAACCGGCGGUCGCGCGAACACCAUGGCUACCGCGAUGACAAUCUGGACUUGGUGCGGAUUUUGACGUUUCAACUGAAACGCGACCGCCGACGGUCUACCGUCGCGACGCCACAGCAUCCCCCGCCCGACCACGCCGAACUGUGAUUUUUUUUGUGAUAAAGUGCGUGUGCUUACCUACUUAACACUUUAAGUGAGUGAUUUGACAAUAAAAACUGUCUCUGUAUAUAUACCUACUUACAAAUAUAUAAGUAUACAAAGUGCGCGCUCUCGAUUUAUGACCAAAAUACAUCAAACAAAAGCCGAUCUCUUCUGUUAAAAAUCGCCCGCAAAAUCUCAACCGAUUUCAUUGAUCUCAACGAACUGAAGUUCCUCAUGGAACGAUCAGAAUCAUUCUCGGAUCCGUCGCUGUGUCUCCAAGACCUGGUGACGGGCGUCACGACGUCGUCUUCGUCGGCAAACGAUCUCCACGGGGUCCAUCAUCUACACGAUUCGGUGGCCUCAUCUGUGUCAUCGGCGAUUUCCGGUAUCAUGAGUGGAGCACCAUCGUCCGUCCUUAGUCAUCACAUGUCACCCCACGAACCUCAUCAUCACGGAGUCGUACCUCAUACACCAAGUCUUCAUCACGAACCGUUGGAAAAGCUAAAACGUGUUUGGGCGGAAACUGGAGAUUUUCGGGACGCCCAUUCGGGAAUGUCGGGGACAGGGUCCAUGGACCAUCCUCAAUUGCCAUUUCCAGCCGCAGCCAGGAGUCGAACGAGAGAAAGAAAAGCAAGUCGUUCGUUAUCUGAUCCUGUAAAAACCGAGGCUGUGGUGGGGGUGGAAGGGGGUGACGGAGACGACGGUAAAAAUGAUAAAAAGACUAAAAGACAACGAAGACAACGUACCCACUUCACUUCACAACAACUACAAGAACUCGAAGCGACUUUUGCUCGUAAUCGAUACCCUGAUAUGAGCACGAGGGAGGAAAUAGCCAUGUGGACUAAUCUAACAGAAGCUAGAGUGCGAGUUUGGUUCAAAAACCGACGAGCAAAAUGGCGCAAGCGUGAACGAAACGUAGCGAAUGCCAUGAACGCAGCCGCUGCCGAAUUUAAAACGGGUUUCGGCACCCAAUUCAAUGGUUUUAUGCCCACGUUUGGCGACACAGAUUCCCUCUAUUCUUCCUAUAGUUAUAACAAUUGGGCCACAAAGGUCCCGAGUCCUCUAGGUACUAAACCGUUUUGGCCCGUAGUCCCGUCUAACCAUCACCAAAGUCCCGUGAACUGUUUCAAUUCGGCAACUUCGGUCGCCGCGGCUUCGAUGACCGGAGCCGCCACUUCCAUGCUUCCUGGUGCCAUGGGCUCGGGUUUGACCUCGACCGCGGGUGCCGUAACUGCUCAGCCAUGUCCCUAUACAACCCCGGCUAAUCCAUAUUCCAUGUACCAUCAUCGAGCAGCAACCGAACCGUGUACUGCCAUGUCAUCUUCGAUAGCCUCUCUUAGACUUAAGGCGAAACAGCAUUCUGGUUUUGCGGGCUAUUCCAGUGUUAGUCCUGUCAGGACUAGUUCGGCAGGCUUGUCGGCUUGCCAGUACGCGGGCAGUGGCAUUGGAGUAGUCGAGAGGCCCGGGUGAGACCACGAGGAGCCCUUAGGGGCACUCAAACACGAAGAUCAAGACGACUGAUUAACACGCACUAAGUACUCCAUGUUUACGCGUUAUCAGCCAUUAUACGGGGCGAAUGAUAACAGAGAGAAUGAAAGUUGUGAAAGUGAUUCGAUGUUUCUUUUUACCCGGUUCGUGAUAAUUUCUUAUUUGAUAACCUAUUAGUAAAUGUUUAUUAGUGUUUCGGACCUUUUGUCUUUAUUUUUUUGAAAUUGCCAACAAAUUAAAAUAAAUAUCGUUGCAAGCGUAGAUAUCUCCAAUAUUUGAUCUACAAGAAGCAAAAGGAAAUGAAAAGUGUUUUCGUCUAUUUAUUAUUAAGUAUUAUAAUAAAAUAGUACAUCGGCGAAUCUGGAAGAAGAAAUACUUUUUUUUUUUAAUCAAACCGUUUAUUAUUCAGUGUAAUAAUAAGUAAUUCUUUUAAAAGGGGUAAAUUCCUGCGUGUCUUAAUUAAGUACUUGUUGACAUAUCAGUAAUCCCAGAAGUCAAGAUUACAUAAACAGUUUACUAUCAAUGCCAAGGUAUGUUUAAUGCUGAAUAAUAAAUCUACCUUUAUCACAAUUAUUAUUAUCUAUCACGUUUUGUGUUAUAUUUGCAAUUUUAUCGGAAAUUAAUGCCUUAGAUUCAGAUGAAAGGUAUCACGAACAAGUGACGAAAAGAGAAGUCUUUACCUAAUUACUCCAAUUCAUUUACUUGAAUAGCUGACACACUUAAAACUUGAGAAAUUACUGAAAAAAACAAAAUUAUUAGUGUAAAAAUAUGGGCUUACGGUGCCAACCGUCAUCAUAGAAUCUGCAUCGAUUUACAUUUUCAUCUUUUAUCGCUUCCAUACCUUAUUUUUCUACAAUUUGAAGUUGUCUUUUACUUAAAUUAGUUGCAAAAGUGUUUUCAUUUGUAAUAUAUUUUGUGCAUCAAUUAAUCGCGAAAAUAAUUGUGAAUAUUGUGCUCAAUUUUUUCAAUAGUUCCUAAAGGAAAUUUGCCAAUAUCAAUUACAAUAAUUAUUAUUUUUCGAAACGAAUGAGUAAUAGCUUUAUGCCAGGUUCGUUACAAAGAACAAAAAAAAAACAAUUAAUAUCAUUGCCAAAGUCGUAUAUGUACUUAAACCAAGCCAAAGUUGCAGCAGCAUUUUUAUUUUUAAAAAAAUCUUAUAUUAAAAGAACUGAACAUUUACUACGACUAAUUGUUAGUAACGUGUUAUAUAGUUAAGUACCUAAUAAAUAAACUAGAUGCUUGCUUUAGUAGCCGAAAACCACCCCUAAUACCAAAGCCGUGUUCAGUCCUUAUAAUAUGUAUUUAUUAUUUUAAUAUUUUUGUUUUUCCUUGUGUUAAAUAUGAAUUGAUUGAAUGGGCCGCAAGUAAUAAUGAACAGGCCUCAGUACAAAAGGCUGCAGUGCAAUUGUAAAUAACUAAAUGUAUAAUUAAACUUAUUGCAUGUACUUAGAUAGAGCGUCCUCCAAAGAAGGUGAUGUAUAGUCAACAAAUGAAAAUAUUGUACCUAUACUUUGUAAGUUAAUUUAGUUUUUAGUAUACUCUAUGCAUAUCGUUUAUGUAAAACCGUUUUCAAACAUCUAGUCAUACCAUUAAAAAAAGUAUAAACAAGUA